UCCUUUUUUUUAAUAGGUCAAGAUGCUGAAUUAUCAGGGACACUUUCGCUUGUUUUGACACAGUGCUGCAAAAGAAUAAAGGACACUGUUCAAAAGUUGGCCUCUGAUCACAAAGACAUCCAUAGCAGUGUUUCUCGAGUUGGAAAAGCCAUUGAUAAGAAUUUUGAUUCUGAUAUUAGCAGUGUGGGAAUAGAUGGCUGCUGGCAGGCAGACAGCCAACGGCUUCUCAAUGAGGUGAUGGUGGAACACUUCUUCCGACAAGGCAUGCUGGAUGUAGCUGAAGAGCUCUGCCAGGAAUCUGGACUGUCUGUGGACCCAAGUCAGAAAGAGCCAUUCGUGGAAUUGAAUCGAAUAUUAGAAGCAUUAAAAGUCAGAGUACUGAGACCUGCUCUUGAGUGGGCAGUGUCAAACCGAGAAAUGCUCAUAGCCCAGAACAGCUCCUUGGAGUUUAAGCUGCACCGGCUGUACUUCAUUAGCUUGUUAAUGGGUGGAACUACAAACCAGCGGGAAGCCUUACAGUAUGCGAAAAAUUUCCAGCCAUUUGCCCUAAAUCAUCAAAAAGACAUUCAGGUGUUGAUGGGAAGCCUCGUGUACCUGAGACAAGGGAUUGAGAACUCACCGUAUGUUCACCUGCUUGAUGCAAACCAGUGGGCUGACAUCUGUGACAUCUUUACACGGGAUGCUUGUGCCCUCCUGGGGCUCUCUGUGGAGUCUCCUCUCAGUGUCAGUUUCUCGGCAGGUUGUGUGGCACUGCCAGCACUAAUCAACAUCAAAGCUGUUAUUGAACAGAGGCAGUGUACUGGAGUCUGGAACCAGAAAGACGAAUUACCUAUUGAAGUGGACCUUGGUAAGAAGUGCUGGUAUCACUCCAUAUUUGCCUGCCCCAUUCUUCGUCAGCAAACAACAGAUAACAAUCCACCCAUGAAAUUGGUUUGUGGUCAUAUUAUAUCAAGAGAUGCCCUGAAUAAAAUGUUUAAUGGUAGCAAAUUAAAAUGUCCAUAUUGCCCAAUGGAACAAAGUCCAGGAGAUGCCAAACAGAUAUUUUUCUGAAGAAAUGAGUUUGUUUGCAAUUUGUAAGUGAAACUGAAUUAUGGGUACAUUCGAGACAAGAGCGAUCCAUUGACUGCAGCUAUCCAAGGACUGCCGGGUUAAUAAGCUGUGCACCAGAAGCUGCUGACACGCGAGUGUGCACAAGGGGAGUGCUCCAGAUGGGUGUUACAUAGGGCUUUUUUCACUCUUGGUCUUCGUUUCUGAUCAAGUAAAUACACCAGCAGUUGUCAUUCAGUGCAGGUUUUUGUACUUACUAUAUGGCGAUUUUUUUACUUAAAAGCAGAAACAGAAGUUGACCUUCCUGGCAUAUGUUUGAUAUUCCUCCUGCUUUUACUUCUGUCAUUUUCUCGAUAAUUGUAAGCUUGAGCGUGUUUGUGGAAGAACUUUCUUUCUUGUUAUGUAUACAUAAUUAAAUGAAAAUUCUUCAUAGUAGUUUGACAGAUUGAAUUGUGGUUAUACAACGAAUUUGCUUUUUUGUUUGGUUUUGUUUUUCUUUUUGGCUUAAGAAAGCUGUGAUAAAUUCCAAAUUUAUGUUGCUUUUUGAUGUUUUACUCUGCUCCAGCUCUUGCUUCAAAGUCAGCCCGCCUGCAUUUGAGUUGUCCAUAGCCCCAGCAGGCUUCCUGUUUAAAAUCCCAUCAUGAAUUUAGCAGGCUGAUGUGAGAAUGAAAGAAAUAUUACUGGUUCUUUGCUUUUAUUACCAAGAGGUGCUUUUUAAAAAGUGUAUUUAAUAAAUGGAAUUCUGAAGUUAGGGUGUUACUAAGUUGAUGUGUGCUCUCUCGGUCUGAGCACCCUGCCCUUUGAAAUCUGCCUUCAAGACUUGGCUGGGUAUCACAUUAGUUUGUCAUCAUAGACACACGGUGUUGUGCAUGUGUAUAUAAAUACGCACACCAGCAUCAAACAUUGUGUAUGUGGAAGGGAAGAAGCAUGUUCCAGUUCUAAAUGCAGUUGCCAGACUCAUCACUUCAGGUCCUUAAGGAUAGACGCUAGUAACUUUGUGUACUGUGGACCACGUUUACUGCUGUUUUGUGUUGAGUUAGUAUAUUGUUCAUGCCUCUCUUCUGCAGUGUGUCUUAUUGAGUUGACUGUGAACCUGUACAUUAAUCAGAUGGCUACAGAUAAUGAUCUUUUCUUUUGUGAGGUAUCUUCAUUUAAUGCACUGCCCAGAAAGAGCCGUGUGUAGGAGUUAUUCUCUGAAUGAGGAACUGCAUGGAAAGGACUUCUGUGGACAUAAUUCUGACUUAAACCCAUGAAAUACUUCACAUCGAGAAGAGUGCUGUGUGGAAAUCACCAAAUAGUUCACAACUUUAUUUCAUCUGACAUAGAUCUGAAUAUCAACAUAGGAAUAUCCUCACGAGAAAAUGAAAAACGUAAACACAGAAGCAGAGAGAAAUGUGACUCUUCCGGUUUUAAACUACAGAUGGACUUGGUUUAAGGGGAUGGGGAUAACAGCUUUGGUGCUAAGUUCAUUAGAAAUUGACAGUGUUCACAGUGGUAUACUAGCCUGCAUGGUCAUUUCUGAAAUGUUUACCUGGGAGAGCUGGCAUUUGCCUGUGAAGGGAAAGAAUAAUACUGCAGGAAAGCCCUGUGCCAUGAUCAGGUGGUCAGUUUCACGUUGAUGGCUACCAUUUGCCAUGUAGGUUAGCCGGGAUCAUGAUUGGCCCAGCUCAGAGUGCAUGCUUUGUUCAAACUCAGCCUGGCUCACGAUGACUUGUGCUUCAGUGUUGGGAUGCUCUGUGAGGUCCCCCGUGCCCCAUGAAGCAGUGAAAGAGAGCAGAGAUAGAUGCCUCUGAACUGUAGGAGAAAGGCAUAGUGCCAGGCAGUAUCCUGUUGGAGUAAACUUGUUUACUAUAGAUAAUCUUUCCUUUGAAUUAAAUUCUAGAGUGUCAGGCUUUUUUUUUUUUUUUUUAAACAACUUUGAUAUUCCUAAACCAAAUUUAGUUUUUAGGGUUUUUUUUCCGCAUAACUUAUUCUUACCUUCCAACUUCAAACAUCUACAUGACAUUUAGACUUAGCAUAAAAAUUUGUGUGAUACAGACAUGUUCUUGAGGCUGGUGGCAAAUUUUUUUGGAAACAAGACACUUCACACAGUGGGCUCAGGCCAUCUUAAGGACAAAGGCUCUGCCUGGUCCUCCUGGUGCUGGGAGUCACAUUGGCAGUUUCUUGUGAAGCUCAUGAAACUUUAAAAAGAAUGAGUUUUAACAAGUAUUUGGCCUUACAGCUUCCUCUGUAAAGUAAGGUCUUAUAGUCCCACUGGACAGGGAGGGCAAGAGCCAAAACCAGAAACUUGAUCUGACAAUUUAUCGUGGAAAUUAGGUCUUAAGGUUUUCUUUAACUGUGUGGACUUUAAUCUGUGAGAGACUGACUGCAGCAGAGGUGGAUUUGAAGAAGCCAGAUCUUGACCAAAGAUGCUGAAGUACAACAUUAGGACCUUUGUACUCUAGAACCUUCUUCACAUGGUAGCAUGCAGGAGGAUGCCAUCUGUUUCUUUCAGCCUCUUGUUAGAGAAGGUAAUGCUGGAGGCAAGGGUUGCCAGUCACAUGGAUAACAGGCAUUGGAAACAGCCACAGAAUGGCUUCUUUGAGAGCCAUUUGCUUUCCCGGUAGUGGACAAAGGCUGCCAUGGGACUCUGCUAAACCAAUAUAACCUUAUUAGCAAACCUUUAGAUUCUGGUGUAGCCAGAGCCUCUCCACAGUGGCUAAGGUUGUCGUUAAUCUUUUUCUCCUUUGUGUGAUCAUCGCAGAUGCCAUUUCUGUUUUAUUGAUGAUUAUAUGAUUAGACUUUUAAUACAUAAAUGAACGGGUAUUGGUGCCUCUUUUAUUUUUAAAAAAAAAAUUGAAGAAAAGAGCCACCUCAUAUUCAUAGAGUAUGUAUUUUGUGAGUAUGUGAGCUUUUAAUUGAAAAUAAGAAAGUUAGGAAGUAAAUUUUUCGUUGUACUUUUUCCAUAGCAGCUAAUGUGUAGGGAGACAUUAAACCCACACCAAAUCAUGUGGGGAUGAGGAUCGCCCCCCCCCCCCAAUCAUCCUCUCCAGGUAGCCAGUCCCAUAGGCUGUGCAGUUCAGACUCCCAUGUUUCCACCUUGGUGGUGUCAGCCUUUGGGACAGUGCAUAUCAAAAGCCAAGAACUCUUGGUUUGUCUGCACAAUUCAAGCUGCUGGUAGACUACACAAGCCCUCUGGUUUCCCAGCUCAACCUCUCAUAAAGUAGACUGUCAGCCAUGCUGUCAGUCUGUUUUAGUCAGCUGACUCAGGUUAUCUUCAGGGAAAGUGUGGAGACAUGGAUUGUUCAGAUCAUCUCUAGGAUAUGUAUGGUGAAGACAAACCAAAUACUUUUCACCAUUGAACUGUCUGUACAUUAUUUUGGUAAAAAUAGAAUACUGUGGUCCUGGGGAACACACAGAGGGAACAUGUAGCAAGGACCACAUACAAAGCUCGAUGUUUCAUAACCCUGCAGCUGACGGGUUGUAUGUGGUACUGUAGUGUUCACCAUAAGCAGGUACAAGCUUCAUGAACUUUUCAUACUGAACUAUAAUUGAGUAGAUACCAAAAAACAGAGUGGCAAAUGUAUUUUAGUAGCAGAUGAGGCAGUUAGUUUUAGGGUGAAUUUUCCACUGUUGAUUUUACUUCAAGAUGUAGCAAGAGAAAUUUUUUUAAGGUGUUUUUAAGCUGUAGCAGGCAUAUGCUUCAUUUACUUCCAAAGAGGCAAAAAGCAACUAGACUCGCUUGUACUCGUGCUUCGUUCCAUGGUGUGGGGGGAUACCUACACUGUUCUUAGUAGCAGUCUGAAGCUACUCACAGCCAGGCAGGUGAGGGGUUCUGUAGGAUUUAGUGCCUGAACAUUUCUUCUGGGAAGGGGCUGGAGUGAAUGUACUGGGGUGGCAGGAAGGAAACAGGAGUGUGAGUGGGUGUGCAUGUGUGGAAAUUCACCAUCACCCCCGCAGCUAGCAGGCAACCGCUGUCGGCCCCGUCACUCAUGACUGCAGCGUGCAUGUAUUUCUUCACCAUGUUUUCUAACUACACUAAGAAUUCAUCAGCUCAUCUCUUGCUCAGAUGGCUCAGGAUUCUAUUCUUUGGCUUACCCCAUGCUCCUGGGUUCUAUAGUGUUUAUAUAAUUAUGAAUAGUGUUGCACUGUAAUCUAUCAUAUAGAGCUAUAUGUAUGGAAAUUUUUGAUCAGUUUUUUUAAGAGAUGUAUCCUGUUUGCAAAGGCACAAUAAAAUUGCAUCUUCUAGAUUAUAGGCAAUAAAGGUAACAAUAAACCUUACUUAAAUCAUACUGA
Cricetulus griseus (Chinese hamster) is the source of this 5322-nucleotide messenger RNA. Lineage: Eukaryota; Metazoa; Chordata; Mammalia; Rodentia; Cricetidae. The record is from RefSeq and is a predicted model, not a curated record.